Messenger RNA from Erythranthe guttata (spotted monkey flower), 1170 nucleotides. RefSeq names its product zeaxanthin epoxidase, chloroplastic. The record is from RefSeq and is a predicted model, not a curated record. Lineage: Eukaryota; Viridiplantae; Streptophyta; Magnoliopsida; Lamiales; Phrymaceae. Gene Ontology annotation, molecular function: FAD binding.
AUUAUAUAUCUUUAUUUUUUUAAUAUAAUAUAUUUACAAAAAAAAUAUUUUUUAUAGGUUUGCGAAGUUCGAUUUUCUAACACCGGCUAUACAGAAGAGUAUACCGGUGACUCGAAUAAUAUGUAGAAUGGAACUGCAGAGGAUACUACUAAAUGCAGUUGGUGAAGAUAAUGUAAUGAACAAGUCCAAAGUUGCUGACUUUGUUAGUGAUUCUAAAAAGGUUACGGUCUUUCUUGAAAAUGGCGAACAAUACGAAGGCGAUAUAUUGGUUGGCGCGGAUGGAAUACGAUCCAUGGUGCGGUCGAAGCUGUUUGGUACGAAUAAAGAGCCGAAAUACUCGAACUUCAUAUGUUACACUGGUGUAGCAGAGUUUCAUCCCACGUACCUCCCUUCUUUCGGAUACAAAAUAUUCAUAGGAAGAAACAAGUACUUUGUUGCAUUAGACAUUGGCAAGGGGAGGAUGCAAUGGUACGCCUUCGUUAGGGAGCCGCGUGAAAGUCCCGUUUCCUCCAUAGGUAAUAAAAACAUGCUUUUGGAAUGUUUCGGAGGGUGGUGCGACGAGGUAAUCAAAAUUAUAGGCAGAACAAACGAGGAGGCGAUUAUACGAAGACCGAUACACGACAUAGAUAUGAUUAGCACUUGGGGGAAGGGCCGUGUCAUUUUAUUAGGCGAUGCUGCUCAUGCGAUGCUACCGAAUCUAGGCCAAGGCGGUAGCAUGGCUAUCGAGGAUUGUUAUUGGCUUAUGCUUGAGCUGCAGAAUCUUGCUCAAAGGCACACUAUUUCCGAAAUUCCGUUGGAUCAAAUAACAACCGCGUUUACAAGAUUCGAAAAGAAGAGGAUGUUUCGAGUAAGAAUAGUGCAUUCGAUUUGCAGGCUGGCGUCGACGUUGACUGCAUUUUAUCAGACAUACUUAAUAGACAUUGGUCCUAUAUUUAAUGUAGCAGGUGUACUGAGGGUGAAACAUCCUGCAUUUCAUGUGUCAAACAAACUACUGCAACUAGCUAUGCCAAAAUUCAUGGAAUGGGUUAUUGUAGGCCAAGAUUGAUUCAAACGGCAUAAUAUGUAUAUACAUAUAUACAUACACGUAUACAUACAUAUAUACUAGAAGCAUUUAUGUAUAAAUUGGGACAUUAGCUAUAUUAGCCAUUUAGUAACUAAUGAGUUUAAUCA